Molecule: messenger RNA, 2647 nt
Organism: Anopheles maculipalpis
Lineage: Eukaryota; Metazoa; Arthropoda; Insecta; Diptera; Culicidae
Product: longitudinals lacking protein, isoforms A/B/D/L-like
Exons: 6
Coding region: 10-2532 (840 amino acids)
Biological process (GO): regulation of transcription by RNA polymerase II
Cellular component (GO): nucleus
Molecular function (GO): protein binding
Source: RefSeq, a predicted model, not a curated record
GCAAACAUCAUGAGUGCCACCGCCGGAUUAUCGCAGCAAUUCUGCGUUCGUUGGAACAGCCAUCUGGGCAGCCUGGGAGCAGCCUUUCCACAGCUAUUAGCCGGCCAAAGGUUCGUCGAUGUUACGCUCGCGUGCGAAGGUCACCAGGUGCAUUGUCACCGGCUGGUGCUGGCCGCCUGCUCUACGUACUUUGAAAAUUUGCUCGGCGAAAAUCCAUGCAAGCAUCCAAUCAUCAUCCUACCGCGCGACAUUAAGCUAUGGGCAAUACAAGCGCUGGUGGACUUUAUGUACAAAGGAGAAGUGAAUGUAUCUCAGGCCGGACUACCAGAUCUGAUGAAAUGUGCCGAAAUUUUAAAAAUACGCGGUCUGUGUGGUUCGGAUGCAGCGUUAAAUCUGAACCAACUGCAUAGCCCAACGGGUGGCGGCAACUACGCACAGCAGCGACAUCACAGUGCCAGUAGUGAUGCAGGUGAUCACCCGGCGGACAAUACAAAUCGUACAGCGGAUGGGUCUUCGUUUCCGACAAGACAUGGCGGCGGUAACCAAUUCCAAAAUUCAAGAUCACAGAAUAGCAGCGCACCUAGUGGACCAAAGAGACAGCUUUUGAACAGCCUGAACCUGCAGCCUAUUGAUGCGGGAAGUCACCAACAUCAGACUGAUGAUGGAAGUCAUAGUGAUAAUGGGGAAAGUGGCAAUGAAAUGUGUAUCAAAACGGAAGAUCUAAUCAUUGACGACGAUGACACAAGCAGUAGACAGUGUGGAGAUGAUGACUUGGGAAUGGAUAGUACUGACAAAGCUGCCUCGGACGCGAUUCGCUGCGAGCGAUUCCUCGGCGUUCAUGCAAUGGAUGCAGAGGAUCGAGUGAACGAUCAUCGGGUUGCCAGUGAUUCGAGGCGGGACCGAAUGGAGGAAGAGAUGGAGGAGGGAGAAACAAUGAUCGGUGAUCGAAAAAUGACAAUGAUGAUGAUGAUGAUGGAAAAGUCAGACCAAUCCGGAAAUCAUACCGAUCGCCAAGGUUUCGUUCAGGACGAUUGUGACAAUUUCGCCCACGAAAACGAAGGCCAAGACAAUGAUGAUGAUGAUGAGGAUGAUGAUGUUGACAAUGAGCUGAUGGAGUUGGGAGAAGAGACAGAAGACAUGCUGGUCAAAGAGAAAGAUGCGAAGGGACAGGAAAUGCGAAGAAAGGCAAAGAAAGUUAGAUCCACCGUGCAUCAUUCCACUAAAAGCAACGAUCUAGUAGCAACCCACGAGAAAAGUUCCUCCAUUCGCACCCUUUCUGCAACCUCCGUUACUGCAUUGUCCUGCAGCAAUAGUGCCAAUAAAACUGCAGAAUCGAAUACAGUGACCGUUGAAAUGGGCGAAGAAGGUACACUGCGAGCGAAUGGAACGACACGCUCGGUCGGUACCGUACCCUCACUUUCUUCCAUAAGCACCAUGCGGCCCACCGGUGGUGGUUCUUCACGAGGUUCAAUACGCGUAAAAUCGAUUGAGAAUCUGUUUGAAAAUUAUCAAACGAAACACCAAACAUCACCAAAGUCUUCCCGUGACGCGAAGCGCAAAAACGUACCGCAGUCGUCGGUGCUUGUGCUUGGCUGUAGCGGCGGUGCCAGUGUCAGUGAGAACGAUAGUGCCAGUGAUCAUGCUUCCUCGCUGCUGUACAAUCGCAACGAGAUGGAUAUUUACGUGAAACAGCAGCAACAGCAAAAGAUUUCAAAAGCGACUGAACGCCAUUCGUCUAAUGUAGAAUGCGGUGGUGCCGGUGAUGAAACGACGAAUGCUUCCGCAACGAGCGACGGUGACGGGUAUGAAAAUAUAAUCUGUUCUCCCAACUUUCCUCAGCUGAGCGAAGUUGUCGGAGGGUAUAAGGCGGAAGAGGACGAUGAAGAGGAAGAGUAUGGAGACGAGUACGCCAUACAGCUGCUGGCAGAAGAGAUCGACAGUAGUAUGCUGGCGAAUGGAGGCGAAAGUGAAGGUGACGAAUUUCUGUACAAACCACCGCCCCUAAUGGCGAUCGCCGGUGGUGCCAAAGGAUCCCACUCCGGUAACAGUUGUGCCAAUAGUAAAUCUUCCACCCUGCGUACGUACGGUAGAAUGGGAACGAUGGGCGGUGCGGCUGGAACUACCUCGACAUUAACGAUCCGCAAACUAGAGCGGGACUCUCGGACGAAUCUGAACGUGUCGCAGGCCCGCAACGUGAAUCGCCGUUCCAAGCUGACGGGCCGUUCGAAGGAAGCUUUGCAUCAGCUGCUAAACACGAACGGUGCUCCACCACCAAUCGCUUUUACGUUGCGUAAUCCGCGAGGGAAUCAACCGCGCACCUACAAUACCGAAGCACUGUGGGCAGCACUUAUGGACGUGAAGGCAGGAGAAAGUAUCUACCGCGCAUCACAAAUGCACAAAGUUCCUCGAAAGACGCUACGGAAUUGGAUGAAGCGCUGGGACAUAAAGUCCGCCUACCCGAUGCCCAGACAGCUUAAAGAAGCGGCCGAAAAGAAGCGCAUCAUCAAAGAACUGACCAGCCAAAUACAAUAGCAGGAGCAGCAACGGAUGCAGCAGCUGCAACUAGGGAUUCCACCCCAGCUGCAACCAAUGCAACGACCACUGUUAUGCCAAACGGACGUUAACGGGUUGACACAGUCCGGCUUCC